Molecule: messenger RNA, 2043 nt
Organism: Trypanosoma cruzi
Lineage: Eukaryota; Euglenozoa; Kinetoplastea; Trypanosomatida; Trypanosomatidae
Product: eukaryotic release factor 3, putative
Exons: 1
Coding region: 1-2043 (680 amino acids)
Biological process (GO): translation
Cellular component (GO): translation release factor complex
Molecular function (GO): GTP binding; GTPase activity; translation release factor activity
Source: RefSeq, a predicted model, not a curated record
AUGUCUGGCUGGGCUCAACCAGGCGGAUUCAACCCCAACGCGAAUGCCUACAACCCACAGGGUCAACAGGGCUACUACCCACCCCAACAGCAACAACCACAGGGAGGUGGAUAUGGUGGUCAACAGGGUCGCGGGGGCUAUGGUGGCUACAGUGGUGCUUAUUACCCACCCCAGCAGUUUCAACAACCACAAUUUGGUGGCUACAGUGGCGCUUAUUAUCCACCCCAGCAGCAGCACCAACAACCACCGGUUGGUGGCUACAGUGGUGGUUAUUACCCAACCCAGCAACAGCACCAACAACCAAAAGGUGAAUAUGGUGGCCAUUCCGGCGGCCAUGCUUCUCAGCCACCGGUUGAUAAUAUUGGAAAUACCGCUCAACAAAAGCAACAAGACCAGCAAAAAGUUUCUGCAGUGGAGUCAGGAAAGCUGUCUCUUGGUGGCGCGGCUUCGGAGCCCGUUGUCGUGCCGAAAAAAGGGAAGGCUGGGACUCUUUCUCUUGGAAAGAAAAAGACGGAGGAUGAUAAAAAAAAAAAUGAGGACACCAAGGCUGCUGAGGAGAGCAAAAAGGGAACUUCUGCCGCGGUAACGAUGUCGGAUGAAAAAAGGGAUGGCACUCCAUCAAAUUCUAAGAUGUCAACAGAGGAUUUUCGUGAAUAUGUGAAACGGGAGAUAGCGAAGCAACGUGAACAAAAUAAAAAAGAGUUUGUUCGAGAUCCGCGUCCUCAUUUUAAUAUUGUGUUCUGCGGGCACGUGGACGCUGGGAAGUCUACCAUCUCCGGCCAUCUGCUAAUGGAAAAGGGUUUGGUAGAUCAGCGCGAGAUGGAGAAGCUGCGCCGCGAAGCCGAAGUACACCACCGUGAGGGUUGGGAAUACGCAUAUGUCAUGGAUGUCUCCGAGGAUGAGCGGACAAAAGGUAUUACCCGGGAGACGGGUGCAGCCUAUAUUGAGACAGAGAAGCGUCGUGUAACAAUUCUUGAUGCACCAGGCCACAAGGCUUUUGUGCCAUCUAUGAUUGGUGGAGCGACGCAAGCGGAUAUUUGCGUUCUUGUCAUUUCCAGUCGUAAAGGUGAAUUUGAGACGGGUUUUGAGAAGGGUGGCCAGACACGGGAGCAUGCGAUGCUAGUGCGCACAUGUGGGGUGAAGCAAAUGAUUUGUGUUAUCAACAAAAUGGAUGAAUGCGGGUGGGACAAGGGUCGAUACGAUGAGAUUGUUGGGAAACUGAAGCCUUUUCUUCGACAGAACGGCUAUGACGAAGAAAAGGCAAAAAAUCUUUGCUUUAUUCCAAUUGCCGGCCUGACAGGUGACAACCUCAUCCAUCAUUCCUCAGACGACGUCUGCCCAUGGUAUAAAGGGCCUACAAUGAUGGGUUUCAUUGACAAUCUUGUUUUACCAGAGACAAAAAGUGAGAAUGAUGUGCUUUGCAUCCCCAUAGUCGGUUCUUAUAAAGACGAUGGACGUGUAUUUAUCUAUGGAAAGGUGGAGUCUGGCUCCAUUGCUUUGGGAGAGAGACUUCAAAUUCUACCUACUAAGUUGGAGGCAUUUGUCGAGGGUAUCUCUAUUGAGUCGACGGAGUUUGAGAAGUGUUAUCCUGGCGACAAUGUACAUCUGCGGAUGCGUGGCGUGGACGAGAGUGACAUCCAUGCAGGCUAUGUUGCCACGUCUAUUCCAACGACACUUUCUGCAGUGGAGUAUUUUCAGGCUCGUGUGGUGAUUCUCGACGUCAAGAAUAUAAUUUGCGCCGGCUCACGUGUCAUGCUGCAUGCUCAUGCCGCCCAGGAAGAGGUUUCUUUCCACAAGCUUCUGGCAAAAGUCGACAAAAAGACGGGAGAUGUGUUGGAAAAGGAGCCCACACACGCAAAGGCUGGUGAUGUGGUGAUUGCACGUAUGGAGCUGGAACGUUCUCUGGUAUUGGAGGCGCACAAGGUAUUUGAUAAGAUGGGACGGUUUAUGUUGCGCGAAGACGGAAAAACCAUUGCCAUUGGUCUGGUAAUGAAACUUUACGAGUCGACAAAGGAGUCCCUUGCAAAAUCCGGCAAGGCGUAA